Hemicordylus capensis (graceful crag lizard) is the source of this 8396-nucleotide messenger RNA. RefSeq names its product synaptopodin 2 like (gene SYNPO2L). NCBI's taxonomy places the organism in Eukaryota, Metazoa, Chordata, Lepidosauria, Squamata, Cordylidae. The transcript has 4 exons. Gene Ontology annotation, cellular component: actin cytoskeleton; nucleus; Z disc. Gene Ontology annotation, biological process: positive regulation of actin filament bundle assembly. The coding region runs from base 267 to 3482 and encodes 1071 amino acids. Gene Ontology annotation, molecular function: actin binding. The record is from RefSeq and is a predicted model, not a curated record.
ACCAAAAGUGGAAUCAAAACGGCUGGUGAUAGUCAGCUCAGCAGCUGCAAAUCCAGAAGAGUAUGGAGAGAGAGUUGGUUUUGCUGGGCUGAACUCUCUUGUGCAUAAACAUAAGGGGGGGAAGGAAGAAGAGUGCUUUAGGACGGACUUAAGAAAGUGGAGGCCACUUGUGGAAAUGGAAGCAAAAGCCAGCAUCCCAUAAGAGUUGGAGGUUUGUUUUAAAGAGAAGGCAUUUGUGCACGAAAGGAAGACCCCGUGCUGAAGUCAUGGGAGCUGAAGAAGAAGAGGUGGUUGUAACUCUUUCUGGAGGGGCCCCUUGGGGUUUCCGGCUGCAAGGGGGCUCUGAACAAAAACGACCCCUUCAGGUGUCAAAGAUCCGCAAAAGAAGCAAAGCCUGCCGUGGGGGCUUAUGGGAAAAUGAUGAACUUGUAUCCAUCAAUGGGAAACCAUGCACUGGUCUCUCUCAUGCCAGUGCUAUGCAGAUCAUUGACUCUUCCAAUGGUAUCCUCAGCAUUGUUGUAAAAAGGGCAGCGAAUGGGGAUCCAUCCAGUGUGGGACUCCAACGUUCUCCUUCUCCCAGGCAACUGCGAGUCGCCUCACCAGCUUCCCCACUCAGCCGGGCCUCCCAGGUGCUCAGCCCUGAACUGGCAGGUCCCCCGACUGCCCCACAGUCCCAUCGCCAGCAGCAGUUGGAGAGCAUCACCUCCCCCCCUGACAGUGAAGCAUACUAUGCUGAGACUGACAGUGAUGCUGACAACAUUGCCCAGGAAAAGCACCGAAGAGCUCGCAAAAAGAGCCCCCGUUCUCCCCCAGGGGGACCAAACAAUAAAGCUGGUGAGUCACAGGAAGAAGUGUCUCUCUCAGAGCUGAGUGGCUAUGACAGCACCCCUGGGGAAACAGCACAAGCUGCAGAAGGCGGAGAGCACCUCAGUGGCGUGGCCAAGAGGGAGAUUGUGUGUCAGCAAGGAAGCCGCACGGGCACCCCUUUCUCAGAGAGUGAGGCCUUUCUGCAGCCGCCCUUACUUGAAGACAGAGAGCCCUCCCCAGAGGCCCUGCUCCUACCACAUGCAACGAGGACCAUUCGAGCAGAGAGGCACCUCAUCCCCAUGGUGGGGCCUGUGGAGCACCCUGUCGAUGAAGAUCUGACAACCAGCUAUGCAGAGAAAGCCAAGCAAGCCAAGCUUCACCGCAGCGAGAGCAUGCAGGAAAAGAACGUGAAAGAAGCCAAAACCAAAUGCCGGACCAUUGCGUCCCUGCUGACAGAUGCACCCAAUCCCCAUUCCAAGGGCGUCCUGAUGUUCAAAAAGCGCAGGCAGAGGGCAAAGAAGUACACCCUCAUCAGCUUUGGAAGUGUAGAUGAAGACUGCUGCUAUGAUGAAGAGGAUGGUGUCUUCCCAACCAGUGAGUCUGAGUUUGAUGAGGAAGGCUUCUCUGAUGCCCGGAGCUUAACUAACCACUCUGACUGGGACAAUACCUACCUGGAUAUUGAGAAGCCCAAGGGACAGCCUGCACAUGAGCAGCCUCAGCAAGGCCUCAGUGAAGCCUCAGGCAGGGGAGCACAGUUAUUUGAACAGCAGAGGCAAAAGGCUGGUAAACACACUUUGGAGAAAGUCCCUGCACAAAGGUCUGAGGCGCAAGCCCCAGCCUCAACUGUUGUGAUCACACAAAGCAUGGUGAAUGAUGAUGCACUUACUCCACAAAAAGCAGAAAAGGCCCCACUGAGCGUCCAUUUAGAAUCUGUUCAGAUCUCUAGCCAACUCCCGUUGCCUAGCCCGGCUCAGCUCCAGUCUCCAUCUAGCAUCUUUGGAGAAGGAGGUACCCAGGUCUCACCAAGUACCACAGGCAUCUUCAACAGAUCUGCCCGGCCUUUCACUCCUGGCUUUCCUGGGCAGCGUCCUGUGACUUCCUCUGUUGUGUUCAGGCCAUCAAUGCCAAGGAAAAGCAAUGAGAGCCUAGGUGGGCAGAGAAUAGUUGUGCCUUCUUUUUCCCCCGUCUCUCCUGGGACCACAGUGCUUCCUCCGGCUCCAUUGGCAACACAGCCUAGUGGCCCUGCCAGCACCUCUGUUUCUAUGUAUAUCCCAACCACCCCUUCAUCAGGAGGUGGAAAUUCAGCAGAGGCUAAGCCAACGUCCAACACAGCCAGAACCUCCACUGCUUCCAUCUACCUAUCAACUCCCUCCAGGCCAGCUGGAGAUGCAGUCUCCGCGACGUCCCCACCAUUUUCACCUUCACAUGCCCAAGGAACAACUUCUUCCACUUUGUAUAUCAGCCCAGUCCCACAGCAGCCUAGUCAGCCAUCAGUCCAACCCUUCAGUAGUAUUGCGGCGACUAUUCCACGGCCUGCUUCUGAGCCUUUUGCCUCCAGGGAGCAGAGGGUCGCGGUUCCGGCUCCUAGAACGGGAAUCUUGCAGGAGGCCCGUCGACGAAGCAGUAAGAAGCCCAUGUUCAAGUCUGUAGAGGAGAAGAAGAAAAAUUCUCCUAACCCAGAGUUGCUUUCCCUAGUGCAAAACCUGGAUGAAAAACCCAAAGGUGAUCACCAUGGGGCAGGCUUUGAAUCUGGGCCUGAAGAAGACUUCCUCAGUCUGGGAGCUGAAGCCUGCAACUUCAUGCAGUCCUCCGGCCGCAGGUUCAAGACCCCACCUCCAGUAGCCCCUAAGCCACAGCAACAAGGACUGGUGAAUGGGUCCUCCCAUGCACAGGACAUAUCCCAUUUAAAGGGGAAAGGGGCGGAGCUUUUUGCUAAGCGACAGAGCCGCAUGGACAAAUUUGUGGUGGAAGCAGCACCAACACCAGUCUCGAAUCCCAGAAAUGCAUCCCCGACUCCCUCCCUCCCCUCCUCCUGGAAGUACUCCCCAAAUAUCCGUGCCCCACCCCCUAUAGCUUACAAUCCACUCCAGUCCCCAUUUUACCCUCCAGCAGCUGGCAGGUCUCAGGCCAGCAAGGCAGAGAGCAAGGUGAAAAAAGCCCCUAGUCAGAAAUCAGGGAUCAAGGCUAUUGAUUUCCUGCGGCACCAGCCAUACCAACUCAAAUCUGCCAUGUUCUGUUUUGGGGACACACCAGGCUCUGGUGCCCAAGCCUCCACAAACCAGACAGCCCAACAGUCCAGUUUGUCUUUUACCCCGGCCAAACAAGUGCCCGUGAAAACAGCCAGGACCUAUGAGAUCCGGCGCUUCUCCACUCCUGCCCCAGUGCCAACUUCAGGCAGCCUGACUCCUACAGUGCUGGCUCCCCGUUCAGCCACCACAUUGGAUGAGCCAGUGUGGAGGACAGAAAUGACCUCCACUUCCACACCUGUCUCCCCUGGGCCCUUUCAGGUGGCUCCUCCCCAGUAUCAAAGUUCUCCUGAACUCAACCAGGCUUGCAGAAGGUCUUCUCCCAACCCAUCCUCAUCCUCCAGUUUCCAGGUAGCUAGGCCCAGGUUCUCCGCAGCUCAAAUUGGAAUCCAGGCACAUGUCUGGAGACCAGGUUCUGGUCACCAGUGAAAGAAGUUGCUUCCACCUGUAAUGUCCUCAUCUCCUACCUAUGAUGUCCUCAUCAUAGGCCCUCUUCACACACUACAAUUUUGAGGUGUACACCUCUAUUUUUUUUUAAAGUGUAUAUCUAAAAAUGUAAAGUGUGCAUGCAACAAACAGCUGUUUGAAAUAGUUAUGUCAUAUAGGUAAGCUCACAGAGAGCUGAGACCGAUGGGUAGCUCACUGUUGAGUGUCCACUUGGUGGCAGACAACCCACAGUAAUAAGCCAGGUGUUAGAACAAAAUUGUUACUCCCCACCCCGCACCCCCUUCCUUCUUAAGCUGAGUUCAUAAAGAUCAGGACAAUGAAGCUCAAUAGGAGAAAAACAAGAUUCUUCCUGAAUCCUCCAUUUUUCAGACUUGCAACAUUUCCAAGAGAUUUAGCUGUUUGUGGCUAGAGCAGAAGAAGAGUAGUGAAGUUGGUAUGGCUUUGUCAUUCACAUAGCAAGAGACAUCCAGAUCCAUAAUCACCCAGAGAACAGCCCUAUCAGACUCUAUAAGUCAAUGAAUUCUAUCUCCAAAGUCCUUUAGAUACAGCAAAUACAAAUUUAAGGCCCGUACAGAAUGGGCCUGAUGGUAAAGAGCUGAAUUCAGUAGAAAAAGUAGCAGAGAGAUGGAUAAAACCUAAACAUCUCAACUACCCCUCAACAUCUGCCUGCUAAAAUAGCAAUAGCAAUAGCAAUAAAACUCAUGGUUUGCACUUCAAUCAUGGGUUUCUUGGAAGCUUAUCAUGGGCUCCUCAGUGAGGUGGUCAGUAAUAAUUUCCUGAAGGAUUACUUGCUCACCACUAGUGCCGUGCACGGCUGUGAAGGAGUCUUGGGUGCAUUUGGGUGUGGUCUCGGCUCAUGCUGAGUGAUGGCAAGAGCCAAUGAACGGUCUUUGCCUUUAUUCUGUGUUAACUGAAGGCAAAUUAUAGUAUGUUCUCCAAAGCCCAUGUUUGACAAGCUAAUGUGAGUGUGGAAAGUGUUUUGUAAAGGAAACUCAGCAAGAAAGAGUGUCUUUACUCGUUGUUUAUAUCUUACAACAACAUGCCUCCCCACAGGAACUUUUCCCCUUAGGUGGACUUAUUUGCAGUUCCAGAAAUAAACUUUGCUGUGGGAAUAAACACGUUGACAAUGGCCUAAGGGCCCCUUUCAGGAAGAAUUGUUGGUCACCCCCACCUGCAUUAUGUUGCUACCCCCACAUGAGUACCAUGAGGCAAAUGUAGAUUUUCCAUCCUUGUGUUUGCCUUGUAAGGUGCCAUGAGAUCUCUCAAUCAUGCCCCAGAAGCCUCUGUAAUGCACAGAGCUUUCUCAACAGGAAAGACAGGUAGAACUUUGAAAAUGACCAGUUUACAAAAUACACACACAGUUUAGUAUAUAAAGAAAAGGGACAGGAGUCACAAAUCCCUUCUCUUGUUUCUCUGGUCCUCAAAAGCAGCAACAAAAAGCAGUUGCACAUAACUGCUAGGACUGAGACGCAGCGUGAUGCAAGAAUCGGAAAUGGAAAAGAUCCAGAAGUAGCAAGUAGCUCAGACCCCUGUCAUUUAAGUAUAACUAGGAGAUACUUCAUUCUCACUUUCCUUUAUGGCUGAAGGAAUGUUGACUCUUGGACUUCCAAAUGCAGGAGAGCCAUUAACACCUGGAGAGUCUUCUGAUCACCUCUCUCCACUCAGCAGGGAGCAGAAGCUGAAAUAUAUUUGUGGAGGAAUUGGAGGAGAAGAGACGGAUGUUUGGAGAGCUUUCUCAUGAAAGGAAGACCAGGUGUGGACUAAUCGAUUUUGGACUGUAAGGGGUGGUGUAGACCUCUUGCUGGAACAGGAUCUGUGAGAUGGAGGGAUGUGUGAGCAAAUGCAUGAGUGGCUUUCAAAGCUUGUGGGACAGGAUUUGCUUCCAGACCUCAGAUACUUGGGUCAGCCUCUGACAAGUCAGGCCAACCACCAGCAAGUAGAAAUAGUACAGGGCCACAUUUUGUAGACUCCAGUUUACUGGAAAGUACUGAGGAGAAGGAAUUACUAGGUAUAUUUUGUAUCACCUUGUAGCUGGAAUAGUGGUGCUGGGAUAGGGGCUAGAACAGGCAGGUGUGGGUUGCUUGAAGAUCCACCCUGAAUGUCUUAAGGGUUUUUUUUUGCCAUCCCGGAAGCAGGUGUUAGCCAUACAAAAAAAGCAUAAUGUUAGUUGCUGACAGAACUUUGCUUUCUGUCAGCAUAACUUGCAGCAUCUUAGGGUCAAAAUCUACAUUAUGUUGGAACUCCAUAAUUGGAGCUCCACUCUAGAAGCAGAGCCACAGCAUGCCGGGGGUGUCUAUGUCUAACUCUUCCCCCUGUUCUGUAGUAGUGUUGACCCGCAUCUGCUCCCCACCCCACAACAAAGCUACUCUUAGUUCGUACAUUUUCUCAUCUGUAGCUAAUUGGAGCUUGGGGUGGGGUAGGGGGAUUUGCUUGGGGGGAUCAGGGUGAGGAGGAGAGCUGCUUUUACAAGAAGAAAAUUCUGUUGAAAUUUUGAAUCACAGAGCUCCAAUAUAACAUUUAGUUUGGUCCUGAAUAUGGCCUCUUUACUAGGAGGUCAUAUGCAUGAGCGUGCGGGGGUGGGGGAGGGAUGUAAAAUAUCAUGCAAACUCAUUUCCUUUCCACAAAUACUGAUCAUUCAAAAACUGAUGAUAAUACAGAGGAUAUCCCCACAAUGAACCUGGCCUGGCAUCUUGGCCAUAGUCAGAGCCAAGUCAUACGUUUUUACUUGUAUGGCUACCUAAGUAAAAUUAUGUCAAUGGGUGUGAAUCUUCAUGCCCCCUGCUCUCCCCUGUAGCCACAGAAAUAGGCUACAGCAGUCCUUUCCUGACUGCUACUUUUAUGUAUCAUGGAGAAAAGCAUAUGUGCCAUUCCAGAUCCAUGCACUAUACGUGAGGCUUUCGUCAGGUACCACAGUGCUCAAACUUCAGCGGAGGUACGGACUACCUACUCCCUGCAUCAUCAGAUCUGGAAGUUGGAGGAAAUUGCAGGCAGUUCAAGCCAAGAUGCAAAGAACAUUUCGGCAGUUUAAGCCAGAAUAGAAAACCACACAGGCUGGAAUCUUCCAUCCUGACCUUGGGAGCCAGGUGAUCCCAGAGAGCUGAUGGACUCCCUCAGACUUGGCAGCUGAGGUUGGCCAGUAGGGCUCCCUCUCCACGGCAAGCUGGCCUGUCUCCUCAUGCUUGUGAGUCUUUCUAGCCAUUGGAGCUGCCUGGCUUGAGCUGGCACUCAGGACUGGGUGCUGGACAGUUUUGUACUUGGGUAGCCAGACUGGGGCAUAAAAACAGAAGUGUGAACUGGCCCAGAUGGUGGUUGUAACUUUGCAUGUGCUGGAGUCAAGGGUUUGGGGAGGGAUAUGUGUUUCUAGGAUGGGAGUAAUCCCAAUGGGUUGCCAUGCUGCAACCCAGCAGCCUUAGGGAGAUGCUGUAGAGAUCUUCCUUUGGGUACGGAUUCACCACUUGGCAGUUGUGUGGAUUGGCUUUAGGAGAAUCUGGGCCGUGGUGAAUUCUCUUUAAUGUUAUGACAGAUCAUAUUGUCCAAAGAGAGGUGGGAAAUGACUCAUAUGAAAAAUGCUCUUGAGCUGAAAGGGUGCCAGUUCAAGCACACCAAGGGUUACGGCAGAAUGGCCUGACGAGGCUUUGAAGCAUCAUGGAUCUUGGAAGGUGGACCCUGAAAGCCUCCCUCUCCCCCUGGUCCUGCUUCCCUCACUCUUGUAAGUCACCCAACAGGUAAUGCUGGCGGUUGAGGUGGAGUUCCACAAUGCACAAGAUGGAAGGCUGGAUAUUGUUCAGGAAGACAGAACAGAUGAAAUAUGACUUAGCAUAUUUCAUGGAGAAUAAAUCUAUUGCCAUUCAAGAAUGAAGCAAACCAAAGAGCAGGGUCUGCAUGGGAGGCACUGGCGUGCCAAGAUCAAAUAGGCUUGGGAGGGCGCAGUCUACCACAGUCUUGCUGACCUCACACCAUCGUUUGUUCAGAUCAGGAGAAGUUGAGGGUGAGUGGGGUGGGGGGCAUUGCUCACUGGGAUGCACCUGCCAGAGCUUCUAUGCUGUGGAAUGCAGCUGAUCCAACUACUGACUCAAAGAGAACCCAGGUGCAUUCAACAAGCUGCACGGCUUCAAGAAUUUCAGUAGGUCUGGCUCUGCAAUGCCACUGUAAAAGGAGAACGCUUACGUGCCAAAUCACAGCAACUGAGGGCAAAAACCUUCAUGACCUCACAUCAACAGCCCUCUCGGAAAGGCAGCGGGCUUAUUACAGGAAGUAAGUGUGGUGUAUUAUGUCAGUGAUAGGGAAGAUUCUGGAACUGGGUGCUGGGAAGUAUAGGAGGCAGGCAAUUCCAUUCUUCCUGCCCCACAGUGUUUCCUGUAGUUUGACAGCAGGCUUAAUACUGUGGAGGGAGAAGACCCCUUUGCAAGAAGGCUGAGGAUGCAAGAAAGCAGGAGAGUGGAGGAAGGUGAAAGAGGGAUCUAGUGGCACUUGCUGGGAGAGUUAUUCUUAAGUGACAGUCCCUGCUAAACCAGCAUGUGCUCUGGAAAGGGUCAGAGUCCAAUCAAAGCCACUUAGGAGGGAAUGCCAGAAACGAAUACAGAGUGAGGCCUUUGGAGGAGCUCCUGAUCCCACCAUUCUCACAGCCACACAUAGCCCAAGGGGACCCCACAUGAGAGAAACCUUUCAGUUGUACUUUGUUAUCCUGGCUGGCAUCUCCCCUGCAGGUGCAGGAAUCUCACCUGAAAGAAAACCAACCCCUCAUCCAAGGAAGAAACCUGCCAGGAAGAGCUUCUCCCAUGCAAGGCCAUAAAAUGAGCUUUUUUUGGGGGGGGGGAUAUUUUUAUUUUCUUUUGAAAUUAAGAGUCACUUUACAACUGUUUGUGCUGAUGAAUAAAUUUCUGAUAUGCACUUUAA